AAGGGGUACUGGAUGCCAUUGACAACUUAUUCUUCCACCAUCUUGGACAUGAAGAAGAAUAUUGUGGGGGUCAGCGCGGAUGGUGCCAGUGUGAACUUUGGCUGCAGGGAAGGCGUUAUCUCUCAGCUUCAAACGGAAAUGCCAUGGCUUAUGGGGGUCCAUUGUAUCGCCCAUAGACUAGACUUAUCAGCCAAGGAUGCCUUCAUGGGCACAUUCUUCACUAAAGAUAUUGAUGCUUUCUUGACGAUGUAGUCUGCGAUUUAUCGAAGAUAUCCAAAGCGUCUUAGAGAGCUAACAGCAAUGGUGGAGCUCUUGGAUGAAAGCAUCAUCAGGCCAACCCGCACUGAUGGAACCAGGUGGGUUGACCACAAGCAAAGGGAUCUCCAGGCCCUGGAGAGGAACUACGUUGCGGUGGCAGCACAUUUUACGAAGAUCGGAAGUGAGCAGAGAAGCGACGUCAGGAAAGAAGAUGCUGUCAAAGCUAGGGGCAUGGUGAAAAAGAUGUGCUCCUACAAGUUUGUGCUGUACAUGGCCAUGUACAUUGACAUUUUGCAGGAACCUUCGCAAGUGUCCCUUGUGUUUCAGAAAGAGGACAUUUGCCUAGCUGAUGUGAUAGAAGUGGUAAGAACAACAGAAGAGAUUCUUCAUGACAUGUGCAACAAGCAUGGACCCAAGCUUCAGUCUGUGAAGAGGCAGUGCAGUGAAGGAAGCUACCGCAGUCUUGCUUUGACUGGAUUUGAAACUGGACAUGCUCAGUUUCUUGCUUCUCGACCACAUCACAUCCAGCCACUCAUCAACUGCCUGGAGCAGAGGUUUUCCACUUUCAGGGAUGAUGAGCUCUUGUCAGCAGUCCAGUCACUGAAUCCUAAGACCUGGCCGGAGGACCUGAAGGACUUGGGCUGUAAGGUUGAUGACGACGUGAGGAUCACUUCGAGGCUGCCCUUGUGGCAAAUGGCUGUAAUCCUGAUGCAGCUAUAGCAGAGUGGCUCCGUCUGAAGAAGGUUCUCCACAUCUACUACAAACCUGGAGUAUCAUGGAAGAAGUUCUGGGGAACUUUAUUCCUCAACAGGCAGAAUGACUUCACAAACGUUUUUCAUGUCAUAGAGAUCUUGCAAGUCUUGCCACUCGCUACAGCAACUGUUGAACGAGGUUUCUCACUGAUGAAUCGGAUCAAAACCGACUGAAGGGUGAAGCUACAUACUUCAACCCUAGAUGACCUCAUGAUGAUAUCUUUAGAGGGGCCAUCGGAGGAAGUGUACCGCUCUAGCUCGGCAGUAACCAAAUGGGUUAAAGCAGGAAAGCAGAGCAGGCGUCACUGUUUGGAGACAUAUGGCCCCAGACUCGCUGCCGCUGAUGCUGAGGAUGAAGAGGCAUCUGAGGAUGGAGAGCCAUCCGUCGAUCUGGAAGAAGAAAGUGAAAACACAGAUUAAGAUGAGGAUGUAGAGAACACUACUGGACUGAAAGGAACAAAGUCUAACCACUGACUCAUUAAGUUUAUCAGGAAGAAGAGAACACUGACUCAUUAAGAUAAUCUGAACACUGACUGAUUAAGAUAAUCAG
Messenger RNA from Priapulus caudatus, 1560 nucleotides. RefSeq lists its product as uncharacterized. The transcript has 2 exons. The coding region runs from base 301 to 978 and encodes 225 amino acids. The record is from RefSeq and is a predicted model, not a curated record. NCBI's taxonomy places the organism in Eukaryota, Metazoa, Priapulida, Priapulimorpha, Priapulimorphida, Priapulidae.